Messenger RNA from Lindgomyces ingoldianus, 1071 nucleotides. RefSeq lists its product as uncharacterized. The record is from RefSeq and is a predicted model, not a curated record. Bases 1 to 1071 code for a protein of 356 amino acids. The transcript is spliced from 15 exons. NCBI's taxonomy places the organism in Eukaryota, Fungi, Ascomycota, Dothideomycetes, Pleosporales, Lindgomycetaceae.
AUGGUGCCAAUAAGUUUUGUUCUUUCGCCUGUUAAUAGUCCGCCCCACCUGGCGCUGAUUUCUGCAAACUACUCGCGUCUAUACGACAUGGGCCCCUCCUUGCUGAGUGAAACGUUAUUGCACACAUUGCUCCCAACGUUAAAAACUUGCUUCAAUAGUACCGAUGAGAUGCAUGGAGGAGUCUACGAGCAAUGGCAUGCGUUACGAGUGGGAGAAUAUAAUCGAGGCCUGAAUGAAGAAGUCAUGUGGCUUGACAUUACUCAUAAGUCGGAGCAGCAUUUCACCUUUACUGUGAAAGGUGGUUCUAACUCGCAUUACCAUCUAGAUUUCACCGAACUCAAGUCUCACUUUGCUUGGUCUCGCCAGCUUUAUGGUAUCAGGAAAGGAAUCGAUGUCAAGAAGCUAACCCGCGCCGUCACUGGGAUCGAAUAUGAUUAUGAUGGCUUUCUGAGCAUGGUGGUGGAUACGUUCGACUUUCUGGUUGAGAAGGAGAUAGCCCUUCAUAACAUACACUCCCUUCUGUUGGACCCCACUCCUUUAUUUUGCCAGCAAAUCCAGGCCCCCAUUUGGGAGUUUAAAUUCAGCAGCACAGCUAUGAACAUCACCAUCCAAGGCAAUUCCACAUUACAUCACAUCACCAAUACCGAAAAUCUAAAACUCGAUAGAAUCAGAACAGUAGUAAAUUACCUAUUCACCAGACUCGACACCAAGUCCAAGUCCAACUAUCUAGAUUUACAUUCACUCCAUUUCAAUCCAUUUCAUCCUCAUUCCUCGUCCUUCAUCCCUCAAGCACAGCUCACAGCUACGUGGGUGCCUAAGCUACCUAUUACAACUACAACGUUCACCUCCGCCCUCACUUUCACUUUCACCAGCACUACAGCACACAGAAAGAAAGGAAAAGAGAAGAGAGAAAUGCAGCCGCUAGAUGCAGCGCAGAAGGUGAGGCUGCGGAGAGCCGAACACAGCGUUUUCCUCCCAUAUCCCCACCACGCCUGCUAUGAAAACUCCUCCACAUCCGUUGAUGCUGAACGCUUGGUUGAUAUCCAGGCCAGCCACCUCGCCGCAAUAUGA